This is a messenger RNA of Bolinopsis microptera, 1400 nucleotides long. RefSeq lists its product as uncharacterized. The coding region runs from base 63 to 890 and encodes 275 amino acids. The record is from RefSeq and is a predicted model, not a curated record. Lineage: Eukaryota; Metazoa; Ctenophora; Tentaculata; Lobata; Bolinopsidae. The transcript has 2 exons.
CUCAACAGGAAACCCAAGAUUUGAAAUGACAAGUUUGGAGAACGUUUAACCGAAUGUAAGGAAUGACAGCCUCUAACGGCAAUGGCCGCUUCGCUGACUCCUGUACAUGUGUCGACCCUCGCUCCUGUGCUGAGUUCAUGAAAACUUACGUAGAAACAAUACUGGACACCUCCGUAACUAUAUCCCCCUUUAGCUCGUUGAGGGAGCAGUAUAACGCGUUGUGUUUGCAGGAGUGCGGACGGCGGGAGUUCUCCAGACAGGUCACUAAAGCACGCUCUGCCAACAUGUUGCUGUGUGAGAAUAAGUUCCUCCAGCUAGCAGCUAACUUCGCCACUAUUCUCCAUAUCUGCGAGCAGGAGGAUGACAUCGAGUCUGCUAAAGUACUCAUGAUCCUCGCAUUCACCUACCAGUGUGAGGGUCGUUUCCUUUACCAAGAGCUCAUGAGUGUGCCCAUUUGGAGCAGCAUGCGUUUCUGGAAUGCUGCUUUUCUUCACGCGGUCCACUCGGAGAGGAAACUGCGGUCCUCCCACAACAGGUGUUUCAGCGAACAGACUCAGGAACAGCGUGUGGAGGCGGCUGAGGUGCACAAAAACACUUUCUUCGGGCAGAUGAGCUCUUUUAUUACGAAUAUGAUGGCGUUUCAGCUGCCCCUCAGUGACAUAGCAGAGUUCAGAGAGAAGAUGUUCGUUAUGUCUGAAUUGGAAGAGGAGCAGAAGUUGAUGCUGAGACAGCUGUCUCCUGUACUUCCUGAUCAGGAGGAGGGAGAGUUCUCCUUCUCAGAUAAAUUGGAGAAUUUAAAAGAACGGGGACGUUCCUUCCUUCAUUCUCUUUCUAGGAAUUUUUCUGUUGAACUUGCGACUUCGAAUAACGGUAAUGCUGGACAAACUUAAACUCUUGUUUCUGAGAUGAAUUGUCAUUUAGUUACGUUAUGUUUAUUUUUGAGCCUUGUUUUAGCAUUUAAAUGAUUCGGUAUUUUGGUGGCAUGAGAAAUGUGACAUUGUGGUAAAAUAACAUUAAAAGUUGUCUCAUUUAUUUUGAUAAUUAAACUCAAUAAUUCUAGAAUUUCGUGCCACCAAUAUCAGACUCUAAUUUAUUUGGACGUUUCCAAAUUAUAUGGAAUUAAACUCAGCAAAACAAUUUGUGAUUGUUGAUGAUAUCUGAGCUGCAUGUUUUGUCAUGUAUCUAGUUGCAUGUUUUUAACUUUUCUGUUAGACUUUUUUCUGAUCAUUCUUUGUAUUUUCCGCUAGGAUCAAAUUUAUAAGGUAAUUAGUUUAAUUGUUCACUCUUUUAGCACGAAUAAUGUUGUUAUUGUUUCUGUUUAUGAGUAAUUUGCUAAAUUUGAUUUUAUAUGAACAACAAAGAUUUUUAAAGAAUUAUUUUCAUUCAACCAAUUGUUACAA